Paralichthys olivaceus (Japanese flounder) is the source of this 5023-nucleotide messenger RNA. Lineage: Eukaryota; Metazoa; Chordata; Actinopteri; Pleuronectiformes; Paralichthyidae. The record is from RefSeq and is a predicted model, not a curated record.
UGUGUCCCCCUCAUGACAAAGUAAAGGAGUCCUUCGUGUUCAUCAAGUGCUGCGUGUUUGAUUCAAGCAGAGAAAUAUCUCAGAGGAGCGAGGACGCAGCACGCAGCAGGGAAAAGUGUCAAGAUGCCCCAUAAGAAGAGAGGACAUGGUCACCACAAACACACGAAGGAGGAGAAGGAGGAGAAGGGGGAGAAGGGGGCACAGGAGCGAGAGCAGGCAGGAGCAGCUGCCACCCCACUUGAUGUCCAACAUGGUAACAGGUCUUCAACCCUGGUGGGUCGCUGCUAUGGCAAGUCGCUGCCUAACCAGGCCGCACCCAAACCAGCGGCUCAGGUCUCCACUGUGAAGCCGGCCCAGUACGAGAAGGCAUCAUCAGGAUCUGCCAUGGCUACAAAGCCUGGGGGGGGUUCCUCAACAACAGGUGGAGCCACAGGACGUGGUGUCUCUGCAGCAGGAGGGAUUUCAUCUAAACCGGAGACUAACACUGCGCCGACUGGUGCUACUGUUAUUGACAUGUCGUCCGUUGGGGCUGCUGUUGUUGACAUGACGUCAGUAGGUGCGAGUGGUGGUCCUCAAGCGAUGCCAAAGACUGCACCUGUCUCCCAAGUCAAAGCUUCAGUUCCUUCUCCUGCCGUUGGAACAGCUGCAGCCGCAGGAGUGGCCGCUGCUGUGACCAAAUCUAAAGAUACAGCCAAGGUACAAGUGGAAGUUCCUUCCACAGCAGCUAAAGGAGCCAAAGCGGCACCUGCAGUGGAUCCAUUCGAUGCCCUGGCCAGCAUACUACCAUCCGCUGAUUCUAUCGUGACCCCACCACCAGUGUACACAGGGCCAGAGGUCAAAGAGCAUGGCGUCACCUCUGUGAAGGGUCACAAGUGUGGAGAAAGAGACAGCACGCUGCCUCCAGGCUACAGAUUUGAAGAUAUGGCUCCAGGUCCUGCUGAUGUGAAACCCAAGGACGUUCCUAAACCAAUGAACACAGAUGAGGCCCUGGAUCUCCUCUCCACUGGAUUCACAACUUCUCCGGUUGUACCUGCACCCAAGAAGCAAGAGAGGACAGUCCCUGUUGACACGGUCUGUGCAGCAUCUGCUGGGCAGGCAAACUUUGCACCACCUCCUGUAAAGAAAGGUGAAUGUCCUGCAGUGGUUCCUGCUGGGUCUGCUCCUCCUGCUGAUAAGAAAGCCAAGAUGGAGAAAGUCUCAGACGAUUUCUCUCUGGAGUCUAUACUUUCCUCUGCUCCUGCCACGAAAGCAGCUGCACCUGUGGCUGUGUGCACUGCUCCCCCUGCUGAUAAAAAAGCCAAGAUGGACAAACCUGUGGUCACCAAGACCAAGACUGAUGAGGGUGCGUCAAUGUCUCUGGACGCUCUCAGUGCUCUUGGUGACUCAUUGCCAGCAGCAGAUCUGAAACCUAAAUCCCCCGAACUCAAGCCUGAGGACAUUGUCUCGGAGGACAAACUGAAGAAGGAGAAGGGUGUGCGUGUCGGAGAAAGGGAGGAUACACUUCCUCCAGAAUACAGGUUUAAUAAGGAGGAGCUGAAAAAACUGCCUGCUCCUCCACCUAAGCCCACCAUGGGCACAGGUGAGGCUCUGGACAUUUUGUCUGGAGACUUCAUGAUGUCCUCAGCAGCUCCAUCAGUCCAUGCUCCUGUCGUCCCCUCAGCUCAGGCACAGAAAGCUCCUGUCGUUCCUCCUGUGGCUGGCCGUACUGCUGAUAAGAAAGACAAGGUGGACGCUGUCUCUCAGGACGCGGUACUAUCGGCUUCGACUGCUAAGAAAGUCGAAUCUUCUGCACUUCCCCCUGCUAAGAAAGAAAAAGUAGAGAAAGCCCCUGCUAAAAUGGACACCAUUGAUGGCAAGCUCCAGGCUAAUCCGGGUGACUCCAUGUCUCUGGACGCUCUCGGUGCUCUUUGUGACACGUUGCCAGCAGACGCACCAAAACCUGCAGCCCCCACACUCAGACCUGAGGACGUUGUCUCGGAGGACAAACUGAAGAAGGAGAAGGGUGUGCGUGUAGGAGAGAGGGAGGACACACUUCCUCCAGAAUACAGGUUUAAUAAGGAGGAGCUGGCAAAACUGCCUGCUCCUAAACCUGAGCCCACCAUGGCCACAGGUGAGGCUCUGGACAUUUUGUCUGGAGACUUCAUGAUGUCCUCAGCAGCUCCUGCUGUCCACGCUCCUAUGGCCCCCCCCUCAGUGCCACCUGCACAGACCAAAGUUGAGGAUUUGUCAGCUCUGGAUAUUCUCGCUGGAGACUUUGUGGCUCCAGCUAAAGCGUCUGGACUUAAAGCGCCCGUCCCACCUUCUUCCAGGAAGGCACCAGAGGUUACAGUUUGUCCGAUAGAGGAAUCCGCCCCCAUCCAACGGAAAGAGAGAGAACCCAAGACUAAGACAGGCGACCCCAAGUCUCUGGACGCUCUUAGUGCUCUUAGCAACACGUUGCCAGCAGACGCACCAAAACCUGAAGCCCCAGAACCCAGACCUGAGGACAUCGUCUCUGAGGGCAAACUGAAGAAGGAGAAGGGUGUGCGUGUAGGAGAGAGGGAGGACACACUUCCUCCAGAAUACAGGUUUAAUAAGGAGGAGCUGGAAAAACUGCCUGCUCCUAAACCUGAGCCCACCAUGGCCACAGGUGAGGCUCUGGACAUUUUGUCUGGAGACUUCAUGAUGUCCUCAGCAGCUCCGUCGGUCCAGGCUCCGGUCGCACCCCCCUCAGCUCCUCCUGCACAGCCCUCUGCAGAUUCUGCUCUUGAUGCCUUGGCAGGAGACUUUGUUGCCGCCACUGCUGCUCCAGUAGUGAAGUCUGCUGCUUGUGCUCCCACAGAAGCUCAUCCACAGCUGGCAACAGGAGCAGACAGUGCCCUGGACGCUCUAUCCAACACCUUGAAGGAUAUCAAACCCGUCCCUCAGCCCGUCCCAGUUCCUACCAAAGACAUUGUGAAGGAGAAAAAGGUUGUGGAGGAGAGGUUGAUUAAGAUGGGAGAGAGAGAUGACUCUCUGCCGCCAGAAUAUCGACUCACUGAGGAAGAUCUAAAGAAUAUGGCAGAAGCAAAGGCAAAAGCAGCUGCAGCACCCAAGGAGAAGGGCCUGGAUGAGGCUACAGCCUUGGCCAUGCUGUCCAGUGAAUUCUCUGCUGCUCCUAAACCUGCUGCUCAGGCCAAAUCAUCUGCAGCCACGACAAAGGUGGAACCUCCUGCACAGGACUCAGAGCCACAGAAGCCAAUGACUGGUCCUGUUCUGGACUCCCUGGCCAACACCUUGCUCCCAGACGAGUUAAAAUCCAAAACAGACCAACCAAAACCAAAGGGCAAGAGCAAGUCAAAGUCAAAGUCCAAAAAACAUCAUGCAGAGCAGCCAUCUGCCACUGACCUGUUAUCAGCUCAGCUAAGCUCAGACGUUGUGUCUACAACUACAAAGAAGGGAGGCAAGAGCUAAACCACCUUGUGAGGUGGUUGGUGCCUUUUGUCUUCGAUGGCUGCAGGGACGCAUCAGUGUGGAAUCUGCUCUGUGGAUAAUUGUUCUAUUUUUCUAAAUCGGCAAGAAUGUAUACUGGAUGAAAGACAAACCCAUAACACACACACACACACACACACACACACACACACACACACACACACACACUGACACACACACGCUGCGUGUAGUGCCUUUCUUGUUCGGUUUCACAUGUGUUCUUGGAUGAGGAGCUUUUGGUUUCUGUCUCUGCAGAAAGUGACUUUUUGAAACAUGAAUGGAUAUAAAGAAUGAGUGAUGAACAGAAACAGAAAGAGACAGAGGGGAAACUGGGGAAAGAGGAGUUUAAGGCACAUUAAAAUAAAGUUUAUUUUGCUGGUUGCUGUGUUGAGUGUGCUGAUGGAAGGAAAGUGUUGUAUAUGCAUCUCAGCUGACAAUUCCAAUUUUCCAAAAAUGCACAGAUAUAUAAAAACACACUGGUAAUCUAAACCGGGUGAUAUAUUGUGACGCUGGUUGGAGGAGUGGUGACUGUCAGCUCGAGUGGGAGAAGUAAGGAGUGGGUUUAUAGUAUCGGGAUGUUUGUGCAAUCUUGUACACAGAAAAGUCAAGUUUUCUAUCACCAUGUGGUCAGAUGCCAAUAAGACACUAGUGUACAGCUUCGUCUGCUUAUAUUUUGGACGGCAAGUAGUUUACAUGAUUAAAUAUGUGGAGGAUUCACAGGAGGUGUGUUGUUUAAUUGUUUGAUUUAGUAUCUGAGAGCUUCUUCGCAAAUGCCUUUUACAUUCUGAAGAGAAAUAUCUGUCAAGAGAAAAAGGGUCUUUUUUUAUGUGUUCCGCCUUGCGUAAAAAAAAAACAUUACUGGUGUCCAGAAGAGCACUUAGUGAACUGAGGUGGUUACAAGUGUGAACUGCCAUUUUGUAAACUGUAAAAAAAGAUUUUUGUUCCGUAUAAGAAAACACUGUAUAAUUUACAAAAGGCUUUCAACUGUAAAGUCGAAUCAUAUAUAUCAUCAUAUCAUAUAUAUCAUUUCCCCCCCGGUUCUUUUUUUCUUCCUGCCACAGGUUUUGUUGUGUGGGUAUGUGUCAAAAGGUAUGAGAGAUAUUUUAGAUGUGGGAAUACUAAUUAAAUUAAAUAAAUCUAAAGUUUUAAAUUUAUAAUGUGUAGUUAGUAAAUGAGAGUUUGGUUUUUACAAUUUGUACAAAAGUUAGCAUGAAGUGCCGUAAAAAGUUAACAGCAGGAAAAAUAUAUCAAAUCAGUCAACAAUUAUAUUAUCUUACAGGUGCAAGGGACAUAUGUAUGUAUUCAACAGAAUGGGAACAGAAUCUCUUCUAAAGAUAUUUUUCUCUCUCCUCUCGAAUUAGUGGUUUGUUAAUUUCACUCUGCGUAGUUGUAGCCCACUUCCUUCUCACUCAGGGGGCUUAACGACUAAACAACAUGUGUUUCGCUCAAACUUUAUAUUUUUGUGCCAAGACCCUGAAUGACUGAUGGUGGAUGCAAAUGAGUGGGUUUGUUGUGUAAAAUAAAGAAAAAUAAGAAACCUAAAUAAAGUCAAAUGCAAGUCAUUGUAGUCGAG